Messenger RNA from Chanos chanos (milkfish), 3036 nucleotides. RefSeq names its product protein phosphatase 4, regulatory subunit 2b (gene ppp4r2b). Bases 82 to 1374 code for a protein of 430 amino acids. The record is from RefSeq and is a predicted model, not a curated record. Gene Ontology annotation, molecular function: protein phosphatase regulator activity. Gene Ontology annotation, cellular component: nucleus; cytoplasm; protein phosphatase 4 complex. NCBI's taxonomy places the organism in Eukaryota, Metazoa, Chordata, Actinopteri, Gonorynchiformes, Chanidae. The transcript has 9 exons.
UUCCCCUGUCUCUCUCUUAUCUGAAGAGCAGACAUCACUAUCCCGUUUCUUGUCGGAUUCAGAAGAUAAAACACCGCCACCAUGGAGAUCGACACUCUUCUCGAAGCCUUGAAAGAUUUUGAAAAGAAGCAGAAGAAAGAAGUCUGUCCAGUGUUGGACCAAUUUCUUUGUCAUGUUGCGAAGACUGGCGAAACUAUGGUCCCAUGGUCCCAGUUUAGGAGCUACUUUCUGUUUAAACUGGAGAAAGUCAUGGAUGACUUUCGGGCUUCUGCACCAGAACAGCGCGGCCCGGCCAAUCCCAACGUGGAAUCCAUCCCAUUCAAAGAAAUGAAGGAGAGGAUAUUGAAGAUUGUGAAUGGAUAUAAUGGAAUCCCUUUCACCAUCCAGCGCUUGUGCGAGCUUCUCACAGAGCCAAAGAGAAAUUACACCGGAACGGAGAAAUUUCUCAGAGGGGUGGAGAAGAAUGUGAUGGUGGUCAGCUGUGUGUACCCUACCUCUGAGAAAAACGGUUGCAGUGGUGUGAACAGGAUGAAUGGUGUAAUGUUGCCUGGAAAUACAUCAGUCUUCACAGAGAGGAAAGUGAAUGGUCCUGGAACUCCUAGACCUCUGAACAGACCAAAGACCUCAAUGUCCAGCUCGCUAGCCACAAACGGUCUCCCUGACAGCACAGAGAACAAAGACCCAAACACAGCAGCGGGACACAGCAAACCUCUCAGUGGUGUGUCGCUAUCGGGUGCGGCGAGUCCGUCGAGCGGUUCGGUGAAAAACAAACAUCAAGAUGAAGAGGAGAGUAUGGAGUCGGAGGAGCAUGAAGUGAAGAGACUCAAAUUUAAUAAAGAGGGAGAUGAGGAAGAGGAGGACGAUGAAGAGGAGGACGAUGACCAGGGAGCGGAGGCACACAGACCGGCACAGGCCGAGAGUUCGUCGGACGCGCCCAAGGAAGUGGAGUCACCGUCAUCCAUGGGUCAGAAUAAGGAGGAAGGCCAUGAGGAAGAGGAAGAUGGUGAACCGGCCAGCACAGGCGCUGUCUGUGAAGAUCAAGAACCCUCCAGCACUCAGUCAGAAUCCCCAUCGGCGGACGGUCGAGAAGAGAGGGCAGAAAGGGAGGUCCCCUGUGCUUCUGACCCCUCUGAGGACGCCAGUGACAUGGACCAGUCAGAGCAGAGGGCGCCAUCUGGAGUGCCCACCAGUCCAGAGCUAAGGGAUGGUGAGGAGAACAGUGACCAGGUCAGCAGUAGCAGUGAAGAAAGUACAGCUAGCGAUGAAGCAGCCCCAGCCCCUUCCGGCAGUAGCGCGGAGGCUCCCACAGAGGGUGCUGUAGAGCAGAGCUCUCAGGACUCUGAAAACACAGAAGAGCCCAUGGAACAAGACUGAACAGUGAACACAGCACAGCCCAACAGCAGACUCCUAUCCAGACAUCUGUGUCCUCAUGUCCUGCCAGAGAGGAACACGCACACACACACACACUCACACACGCGCACACACACACACACACACACACACACAGGGCCUUAGAACAGGCUCUCCAAAUAACACCAUCCACCACCUUUGCGCCUUGGUCGAGUCACUCUCCACCCCACCCGACCCCUUUAAUGGCCAGCUGGCAGUGGUGUGUUUUCCUAUUUCGAAUUGGAGGUUUUUAAACUGGAAGGUUAGUUUUUUUUGUUUUUGUUUUUUUUUUUUACUCUUGGUUUUUCUGAGUUCCCAUUGGUGUUGGUCUCAAAUUCUUCGUUCUUUUGGCCUUUCUCACGUUUCUUUGGCCGUUUCGAUGGUGUUCUCGGAGGGAACGGAUGGUGUUUCUACGUCUUGUUCCUUUGAGAUGUUUUCAGUUUUCAAAAGCUAGUCUAAAGAGUGCACAGAGAUGCUGGGAUUGGCAGAAGAGCCACCCAGUGGUUGACAGAGCACACCAACUUGGUGCACAUCCAUUUAAUGGAAAAUAUUGACAUUGUGAUGUCAUAGAGGUCUUCCUCAGAAUGACUCUUCAUCUGCGUCUAAGUCUGUGAAGCUGAGUGUGUUCCAUCAGUCACUGGGUGGCCUUCAGAAGUUCCCAUGAACCACAUCUCGUCUUGUAGUCCAGACUGGAAGCAUCCCCCCUAGUUCAUUCUAAAACUGGCAUGGUGGAAACACUGAGGUUCACUUCAGUUUUAGUUCAAAGGGCUUUUGGAUUUGACCUCUGUCUGCAGUUUUGUGAGGUUUUUCUUUCUUUCUUUCUUUCUUCUUCUUCUUCUUCUUCCUCUUCUUUUUUUUUCGGGGUUUCUCAAACACAUAGCUUAGAGCUUAGAGCAGCGAAGCCAGCGUUCACUCUGCUAAUGCUGUCAGUCCAAAGACCGUAUCGUCGAUCGGAAAAAGUUCCCACAGGCACAGAAAAGCCAUAGGUACCAGCUCAGUAUCAGUCUCCCUCUGAAGUGGCAGUUUGACUGGUCAGGACAAAGAGAGGGGGGGGGGUGGGGGGUGGGGGGUUUGGAAAUGUCCUUUUUCGGUCAUGAUGUGUGAAUCUUUUUUUUUUUUCCUUUCUUUUCUUUUGGACCAUCUUGAGCAACGUUAUAAACACCCCCCCCCCCCAACCCAUCCACCCACCCACCUUUAUUCCUCCUCUCUUCUGGUCUCUCGUUCUUUUCUUCGUAUGUGUCAGACAUCACUACUAUUAAACACUGUUGACUGCUUUGAAGGAGGUUUUUUUUCUUUUUUUUUUUUUGGUUUUAAAAUAUAAGGUACCUUUUACUUGAUGGAAGAGUCAAAUAUGAAAAAGAUCAUUUCGAGUUCACUGAUUCACCAAUAAUUUAUAUGAGCAUUUCAACGUAACCUAUUUUUGAAAACUUUUUUUUUUGGUUGGCAGCCAGUGAUUGAUUAUUGAUAACUUGGACAUCACAGCUGACCCGGUGCAGACGGAAGCCUGACAGCGGAGACAAAUACCAAGUUAUUUCACUGACGUCUGGGUUGAUUUCUGGCUGCUAACUCUGCAAACUGUUUCUGCAGCUGUACUUUUUUGAUAUUUAGAAUUUUUAAAUUUCUGUAGAGGUUUUUUGUUUGUUUGUU